AUGGACCAAGCCGUAUACGAAGUUCUUUCACGCGUUCUUUCACCAGAUCCCAAUAUACGAAUGUCGGCUGAGCUAAGACUAAAAGAACUAUGUAACGUUCCUGUAAUUAAUUUAAAAAAUUAUGUGGUUUCUCAUUGGUCUUCUACCUCGGAAACGUUUGUAGGGAUAGAAACUACUGAAGAGGCAUAUGUCAUAUCAAAAAUUGCACAUAAUGAUUGGCCUGAUUAUUGGCCUGACCUCUUAGACUUAUUAAUAUCUCUUUUAAAAACUGGCUCACCAGAGCAAGUGCAUGGUGCAAUGAGAGUUAUGACUGAGGAGCAUCCCGAAGCAACAGAAUCGUUUCUGAUGGCACCUGUCAUUCCAGAUUGGCUACAAAUUUUUAUCAGCAUUUUGAAGCAACACACUACGGAUAAUGAAGAACGUGAAUUUGAAGAGUAUGGUUUAAAAUUGGAAUGCUUAAAUCUUAUUAUUAAAUAUUUUCCGAAAUUACUUUCUUCAUAUUUGAUCGCAUUGUUGGAACCAAUAUGGCUAGAUUUGGUCCAUCAACGAGAAAGAUAUCCUAAUUCUCAUUUGAUAGAUUCUGAUGGUGAAGUUUUCGGUUUUGAAUAUUUGCUUUUUGCCCAAUUUGAAUUCGUCGGUCUUUCUGUUAGAAAAAAAUCAGCAAAACCACUCUUUGUACAAAGUAAUGGAGAGAGCACAUUUUUGAAACAAGUCGUUUGGAUAAUUUUAUCAUAUAUGCAGAUGACUAAGGAGCAGGUUGAAAUUUGGUUAGCAGAUGCCAAUCAAUUUGUUGCUGAUGAUGAUGAUGAGACAUUUAAUUUCACUGUUAGAGUUGCGGCAGGGGAUCUUUUAGAAAUUUUGCUUGAAAAGUUUCCUGAAAAAACACUGCAAGCUCUCGCUGAAACGACACAACACCUUAUCGAAGAAUCUAACAUAGCUCGUGCUGCAGGUGAUAAUGUAUGGUGGAAAGUUCAAGAAGCUUGCCUUAAAGCUGUAGGAUUUGUUUCUAACGAACUCGCAACAGUUUUGCAAGACGAUGCUCCCAAAGUUAAAUUUGACCUGCCUGGACUAUUCGAGCAUGUGGUUUUUGGUCAUUUGACUGCAACAGAAUACCCUUUCCUUCAAGGGCGUGCAUUUGUAUUCGCCAGCCAAUAUGCAACACUGUUACCUGGUGAACUUGCAUCGCGCUAUGUAUCUGAAGCUGUCUGUGCAAUUCAAGGGGUUGGUGCUAUACCUGUGAAAGUAUCUGCUUUACGAGCACUGCAAAAUUUCUGUCGUCAUUUGGACGCUCAAUAUGUGGCGCCAUUUCAAUCCAAUAUAAUCGAAAACGUUGCAAGUCUUUUAAAUAUCGUAUCUGAAGACUCUCUAAUACUCGUAUUGGAAACACUUGAAGAGGCUAUCAAAAUAAAUAAUGAAGUGACAGCUCGGUAUGAAAAUCACACGAUUUAUCCGAUAGUGACUGAUAUUUUUGAAGAAUUAUCGAGCAACGUGAAUGCACAUUCUUCGUUUCAGGCUAGAGCCUUACCCCCUUUGGCCAAUAUACUGAUUAACAACACUGAUUCCGCCGUGACUGCGUCAGCAAUUGAUUUAAUAGCAAGUCUUGUAAAAGGUGGUCCUUCACCACUUCCAUCACCAUAUAUCGAACACGUAUUUCCGCCCUUAAUCCAUUUGAUGCUGACAACUGAAGAUCGAAGCAUUUUGCAGAAUGGAGAAAUUUGCUUGAAAUAUUUUGUACAAAAAGAUUGUGCACGGAUUGCUGAAUGGACUGAUGUGAGCGGAAAAACAGGCCUAGAUUAUGUGAUACAAUUCAUUGCCAAGUCGCUUCAGCCAACUGAAAGUGAAUCAGCGACAUUUUUUGGCGAUUUGGUUGUUAAGCUUAUCGAAAAGGCGGGUAACAGACUUUUACCUGUUCUUCCGGAAUUACUCAGAGCGGUCGCAGUGAAACUGGAGAGCGCUCGUACUGCCACGUUUAUACAGUCCUUGCUUAUGAUUUUUGCACAUUUGACUCUUAGCCAGAAAUCUACUGUAAUCAAUUUCAUGGAUGAAUCGGAUAUUAAUGGUAGAAAUGGUCUUGAUAUAUUACUUAAUACAUGGCUUGAAAACCAUGAUAGUUUUCAAGGACACUAUAAUAUAAAAAUCAGUGCUAUUGCGUUGUCUGAACUUUUCUUAUCCUGUGAUCCGAGAAUACAAAAUAUUAAAGUUAAAGGUGAUUUAAUUAUAAUGCCAUCUUCAACAACCAUAAAGAUUAUCAAAUUACUUUUAUCAGAUCUCCAAAAUGCGGCAGAAGGAGACAACCUAAAACGUUCUGAAUUAGAUGAUGUUUUAGACGAUGAGGAGGCUGUUGAAACUGAUGAUGACGAUGAUGAGUGGGAAGAUGUCGAAGAGCCUUCUCCAUUUGCUCCCUCGGAAGAUUACAUUGUUCUUUCAGAAUUUAAUAAAAUACGGGAACUUGAAGAUUUUGAGGAUGAUCCUGAUAUUAAGGAUAAUCAAAUUUACCAUACCAACCUUAGAGAGUACUUGGUGGACUUUUUCCGUCAUUGUGCUUCUCAUAAUAUAAACAAUUUUGCGGAAACAUGUUCGGCACUUAACGAAGAAGAGCAGCUUAAAUUACGCUUUGUGAUCACUGGCAGUCGAACAUGA
Cetraspora pellucida is the source of this 2640-nucleotide messenger RNA. The record is from the annotation of a GenBank genome assembly. NCBI's taxonomy places the organism in Eukaryota, Fungi, Glomeromycota, Glomeromycetes, Diversisporales, Gigasporaceae.